Molecule: messenger RNA, 669 nt
Organism: Phycodurus eques (leafy seadragon)
Lineage: Eukaryota; Metazoa; Chordata; Actinopteri; Syngnathiformes; Syngnathidae
Gene: c6h4orf33
Product: chromosome 6 C4orf33 homolog
Exons: 6
Coding region: 1-669 (222 amino acids)
Source: RefSeq, a predicted model, not a curated record
AUGGGGUUAGUUCAUGGACUGCAGUUUGUGACAAUCAUAUGCAUGAUGUUGAGUUGUGAUUCUCGCACGAAUAUGCAUGCAGAGUUUGAGAUCCUGCACACCUGGGACAGCAAUCCUGUGACUCAUGACCCCAUCAGGAUCAUGUUCUCUCCUGGUGUUAGAGGGCUAAAAAUGAAGGCCAUUGGUCCCUUCUUCAAUGACCCUGAGGCCCCAGCAGGACCACCUGGCCAGCCCUUCCCUGGACUCUGGGAUUAUGAAGUUGUGGAGUCCUUCUUUCUUGAUAGUACUACAGACAAUUACUUAGAGGUGGAGUUUUGCCCACACGGUCAGCACUUGGUAUUACUGCUGUCAGGGGUCGGCCAAGCAUUCCAGGAACAACUGCCAAUAGAUUUUAAUGCUACAAUCAUCGGAGACAAAUGGAUGGGUGAGGCUCUUCUUCCCUGGAUGUACUUUCCUCCAAAUGUGAACAAGAUGAACUCUUAUGCCAUUCAUGGCUCUGGAGAGAAGCGCAUAUAUGAAGCACUCUAUCCCAUCCCCAGUGAUGAGCUUGUUGAGGGACAAAAGCCAAACUUCCACGCCCUGAAGUAUUUUGGCAAUUUCCGCCUUCAAAGCAUCAUGGGGGAUGGCUGGCACCAGCCAGAGUCUGAUCUGUGGACGGGGAAACCAUGA